This is a messenger RNA of Athalia rosae (coleseed sawfly), 7759 nucleotides long. It is a transcript of the gene Arms, whose product is annotated as kinase D-interacting substrate of 220 kDa. NCBI's taxonomy places the organism in Eukaryota, Metazoa, Arthropoda, Insecta, Hymenoptera, Athaliidae. The transcript is spliced from 20 exons. Gene Ontology annotation, molecular function: protein binding. The record is from RefSeq and is a predicted model, not a curated record. The coding region runs from base 1224 to 6326 and encodes 1700 amino acids.
GUUCCAUACUCGGCGUACCGCGAUGUAUAAGCAGUACGGAGGCCUCCGUCGCGUGUAUCGAAUAUCGUAAAUCGUGCGUGGAACGUCUCCGUUUCUUCUUUGCAUUGCUUUGUACGUACCACAGUCUCCUGCGGUCGCGCGCGGCUGAGAGUGCGAAUUAUCGCGAUUUUAAUCACCGGCCGUACAACACUAUCCGCCUACGUUAAAAAACUUCCGAAUCCGCGCCGCGGUCCCGUUGAGCUGUUAGUUUUGAUUGCGGUGUAUCGAACGCCUAUCGAUUGCCCGGUGUGUCGUACGAAUCGAGCGACGAAUAAAUAUCACCUAUACGGUUAUUUUCACGCUCUGAAUCGUUUCCGACCAUUUUAUCUGCACGGCUCGGAUUAAAAUACGUUGAAAUUUUUUUCACCCGAAUAGAACAGCGGCUGUGUAGGCACCUGAGUCCGUUACCCUUCGUCAUCGGUAUUUUCUCAGUGCGUUACGCAAGUUCCAUUGUGUUUCGCUGAACCGGUGCCGCCGGUAUAUCGUACUGACACACUUUCUCGCGCUAACGUGAGACUCACUCGCGAUUUUCAAUACAGAACUCCGACUGGAUUUGUGUGCGCAUGGCUUGAUUCAUAAUGCCGAUUGUCAACCCGAUCGAUCGAUAUCCAUAUUCCUUGUUUUCCGUUUCAAUCGCCCACUAAUAUAGCACAAAGUAGUCGAACGCAUGGGUGCUGCAGCGAUGGAAUAUAAUUACACGCGGGUGUAACCGCAAGUCGAAUAGACCGGAUUCGACCUUGUCCUUGGCGAUUCAACGCCGUAGAUCCUAUGUUUUUUUUUACCGCUCGGUACUUCGCAAGAGUGAUCACACGGGAGUAGUUGGGUUUAAUUUAAUGCUUGCGAAUGUGUACAUGGUACCGGGAAUCGUUAGCGAGUUAUUCCGUUGAUUAACGUACUCGAUCUGGUGUUAUAAUUUGAUCGCUUGGCAGAAUGACAAAUUGCUUUUGCAGAUAAACAUUGCUCGGGAUCGCGUCGCUCGUGCAAAAGAUCGGAUUUUCAAAAGUUGAUAGACAUCGUUAACGUGAAGUGCGGUGGUGCGGACUGACGAUCGACGAACAGCAGCUAUUUUCAUAUUAAUCGCGCGACGCCCACCGGGUCUCGCGGGCAGAUUCGGUUUUUUACAACCCGUUGCGAAACAGUGCGGGCAGUGAUUCACCUGUGACGAUAUUUUGCUCGGCUACGCGAUGUCGCAUCUUCAGGCGAAAAAUCCGCCCCAUACGAAGGGAUACAAACAGGUAGAGAUUCAGGCGGAACAUCGACGCCGACAAUUCGCAACACUCCACUCGAUGAAGGGACGCUCCCAAGCGAUCGUACAUCGCAUCAACGAGACACUCCACCGUACGGACUCGAUGGUUUCCCUAUGCUACCGAUCCCUCGUCAACUUCGUAACUGACGACAAUCUCAUCGGCCUGCAGAAUUUUCUUGAGAAUAAACGCGUCCAAGUCGACGAUCGCGACGAAAAUGGUAGCACAGCACUUAUCCAUUCAGCAUCCAAAGGAAAGAUACAUUUCGUCCGCGAAUUGGUCAACCAUGGAGCCGAUGUCAAUGCCGAAGAUGGGGACAACUGGACAUCCCUGUUGUGCGCAGCCAAAGAAGGACACACGGAUAUAUGCUUGGAAUUACUGGAGCACGGCGCUGAUUUGGAGCACCGUGAUAUGGGAGGAUGGACACCCUUGAUGUGGGCGACGUAUAAAGGCAGAUCUGAAACGGUAUCAUUGCUCUUAUCGCGUGGAGCAGAUGUUAACGCUCAGGGCAACUAUCACAUAUCUUCUCUCCUGUGGGCGGCGGGACGAGGGUAUGCGGACAUAGUCAAAGAUCUGAUAUCUCACGGCGCUAAAGUCAACGUGGGGGACAAGUAUGGGACUUCUGCGUUGGUUUGGUCUUGUCGCAAGGGAAACAUAGAAAUUGUCGACGCGUUAUUGAAAGCCGGUGCCAAUGUCGAUACUGCUGGCAUGUAUUCGUGGACCGCUCUCCUCGUCGCAACUCUGGGAAAUCACGUUGAUGUGGUGACUCUCUUGUUGGAAUACAAACCGAACGUCAAUGCCUUGGAUAAAGACGGAUGUACCGCUCUAGCGAUAGCUUGCAGAGAAGGACAUCACGAAAUAGUUAAUGCACUUGUCAAUGCUGGGGCAUAUAUUAAUAUACAAGACAGGGUUGGUGAUACCAAUUUGAUUCAUGCCGUGAAAGGAGGUCAUCGAGGAGUCGUCGAAUCUCUAAUUAAAAAAUACGCCGACGUGGAUAUCGCUGGGAAGGACAAAAAAACCGCUAUUUAUAUAGCUGUAGAGAAAGGAAAUGUCGCUAUGGUGCGAUUAUUGCUAAACGCAAAUCCAGAUUUAGAAAUCGCAACCAAGGAUGGUGACACGCCUCUACUUAGGGCUGUAAGAUCACGCAACUCGGAAAUAGUUCAAUUACUCCUAGACAAAAAAGCCAAGGUUUCUGCCACCGACAAGAAAGGAGACACUGUGCUGCAUGUGGCUAUGCGAGCCAGAUCUAAGGCCAUCGUGGAGAUAUUACUCAGAAAUCCAAAAAAUAGCCAGCUGCUCUAUCGGCCGAAUCGGCAGGGAGAAACUCCCUACAACAUAGACAUGAACCACCCGAAGACGAUUUUAGGGCAAAUAUUUGGGGCUAGACGAUUGAAUACAAAUGAGGACAAUGAGAACAUGCUGGGAUAUGAUCUCUACAGUAGUGCCCUGGCAGAUAUCCUUAGCGAACCUUCGCUGUCCACACCAAUAACGGUUGGCCUUUAUGCAAAAUGGGGUUCUGGGAAAUCAUUUCUGCUGAACAAGCUCAGAGAGGAGAUGAAAAAUUUUGCAAGACAGUGGAUGGAUCCAGUUUUUCAGUUUUCAUCCCUGCUAUUUAUAGUCGUUGUGCAUGUUUCCCUGCUAGUCGGGGUGAUCGUCGGUCUAGCUGUUCAAUCAUGGAUCAUCGGACUCAGCGUUGGAGUCAGCCUUGUCGUAUUCAGCUACGUUUUUCUAGUGCUUGUUUGGUAUGCUAAUCAAAGAUAUGAUUGGUACUGGCCGUACAAUUUCAACGUAGCUCUUACUAAAAAAUUAAACGACCUGCGGCUCCUGCUUCAAGUUAUGUUCUGUCAUCCUCCCGGUGCUCAAGUCGGCGAUUCGCCAACAGCUCAACCAACCAAAUUUUAUUUUACCGAUCAAACGCGUGUUGGUACAACUUCGGCAGGAGAGAAUGCAGUGGUGCAAAUGGUUGGAUCCUUAUACGACUCCAUUGAGAGUGAUUAUGGAUCUCUCGCCACCAGACUGUACAGAGCAUUCAGACCAAAAAUGGCGAAGUCUACAUCCUCUUGGAAGUGGAGACGAGUUUGCUGCUUGCCAUAUAUUGUGAUAUUUGAAAUUUGCUUUGGUGCUUUUUUGUUGGGCAUUUCAAUACUCACCAUCUAUCUCAUCGGUGUCACCAGCAGUGUUCAUAUCAUCGAACGUGUAACUGCUCAUGUAAUUCUGUUAACAGUAGCACUGUUACUUUCAGUGGGGAUUAUAGCCAAUUUAUAUACAUGGAGCAGGAUGUUACAGGCUGUGGUAUUUUCCCAAAGACGGCACUUACAGCGUAGUAUUUCUAAAUUGGAAACAUUAAAGAGUGAGGGAUUCAUACAAACGUUGCGUGGCGAGGUGAACCUGAUGACGGAAAUGGUGAAAUGCUUGGACAGCUUUACAUCUCAACAAAGUAGGCUGGUAGUGAUCGUCGAUGGAUUGGAUAGUUGUGAACAAGACAAGGUGCUUCUGGUUUUGGAUGCUAUACAAGCACUUUUUAGCGAUAAUCAUUGUCCUUUCAUCGUUAUCCUAGCUAUUGAUCCUCACGUUAUUGCCAAGGCCGUUGAAGUAAACAGCAGGAGAUUGUUUACGGAGUCGAAUAUUGGGGGCCACGAUUACCUGCGCAAUAUGGUUCAUUUGCCAUUUUACUUGCAAAAUAGUGGGUUGAGAAAAUUAAAAGUUGCCCAGCAAACUGCCCAGUAUCACAAGAAGAGUGCUUGGACCGAGACAGAAGACAGUAUCAAUUACGCAACCACAAGUGCUAUUCAUCAUUCGGUAUCGAAUCGAAGACUGAGCACCGAGUCGGGAGUAAUGAACAGUACGGAAAAAUUGAAACCGCCUAGCAGAAAAGGCAGUAGAAAACUCAGACUCAGCGAAUCUAUAGCAAGCAGUAUUGGUAGUAAUUUGAACAGACUUGGAGGAGCCCAUGAUCUCAAUAAAAUGCUGCUCACGGACGAUUACUUCAGUGACGUGAAUCCGCGCAGUAUGAGACGACUCAUGAACGUCGUUUACGUUACAGGUAGAUUACUUAAAGCAUUCCAAAUAGACUUUAAUUGGUACCACUUGGCUAGUUGGAUCAAUAUCACGGAGCAGUGGCCAUUCAGGACUUCUUGGAUGAUCCUUUAUUAUGAUUUAUAUGAAGAGACCUUAGAUGAUUCUAUGUCACUAAAGGCUCUUUACGAUAAAGUGCGUCCGCAAAUACCGGUAAUGAAAGAUGUACAGCCACUGUUGGAAAUGGAUAGAGAUGAACGGAAGCUCGACGUGUUCCUAACUUUUCAUCGAUCUAGUCUCCUCGUCACAGAUAUGAAAAUAUUUCUUCCUUUCACAAUAAACCUUGAUCCUUAUGUUAAGAAAAAAAUCAAAGAAGAACAACAGGUCGUUGACGAAGAAGCUAUGACUUCCGGGAUGUUCAAAGGUCCAACUGCUCCGUGGAACACCCAUGCGCAUCAACAGGAACAUUGGCCACCUAGUAAGAGUGUCUUAACUAAUCGACAACACAGAUCCAGCCGUGGUAAUACUAUGCAAGGCUCUAUACACUCUCCACCGAUGCAACCUGGUUGGGUCAUGCAACCUGGGAUGGAAUGGCAGCCCCCACCGUGGAUACCAUUACCGCCUAUGGAGCCUGCGCCGAGGCCAAUAUCAGCUAUUACUACAAUAUCGGCAGAUAUCCUGGAAAUGAAACUAUCAAGUUUAUCCGUGAACGGGGUCUGCGAUUUACUAGGAAAAAUAGAAGAUUUGAGUACAAUCCAGGUAUCUCGUUAUAAAAAUGUUAUCAGAGAUAAUAACAUAAAUGGCCGAGUACUUCUCCAUUGUGAUCUACAAGAGUUGAAAAAAGUGCUUCAAAUGGCCUUCGGAGAUUGGGAACUUUUCCGAAUGGUGAUUGUGUCGCUCAGGGAAGCAGAACUGUCGUUAUUUAUUGCACAUGAAGAAGGCCCACGUAGUGUUCGAUUUACCGUAGGAUCAGACCAAAUUACACGUAAAGAGCCCGUGGUACAAAGUGGAUCUUCACGACCCAUUGUAGUUGACAAAGAUAAGACAACUUCGAGAACGGACGGCCCUGCCAGGCGGGACCCGAACAAGCAGUCUAUUAUGGAAAAACAGUUUCAGGUAACCCUCGAGGAACAAAUGAUCUGCGGAGCCUUGCAGACAUUGAACGAAGAGGCAUGCGAAGAUGUGCUGGAUGUACCGUCACCAGCUAUUGCUCCUACCGACUCACUUGCAGGUGGGCAUCCAGCUUCCCUCAGCAUCACCUCUGUACCUGAAACGGAGUUCGUCAUGCUACAAGGUUCCCCUCUCCUCCACUGGCAACCGGUCUUCGGAGAUCCUGACACAUCAGACGAAAGCUCACAGGACUCCACUUCGCAUCUCCAUCGUUCAAGCUCCCAACACAGUAUCAUCUCUCAGUGGAGUACAAGGUCGGCCUGUUCCCAAAGCAACUUGAAUCACAAACAACGAACCAACAGAAUGCGUUCUAGGCCCACAUCUCUCCUCAUCUCACCUCCUCCGUCACCCAGACCUGCGUUUCGCUCAAAAUCUGCUGAUGAAAGUUCUGCAGCAGACAGCAUCCCCAUGAAACCGAUAUUCUCGCUUUCUCUCAAUUCACACCAAGAAAAUUCCAAACUGAAUGUGGAGCCUACAGUUUCUAUAUCUGCGGCCAGUAGUGUCUCAGCUACAAGCCUGGAGAAGUUGACGAAAUUAAAAGACAAGUUGAUGAAAACUCUGCCAUUGUCUCCCGUGGAUGGUGAUGACCAAGGCUGCGAUGACGAAUCGACACCUCUGGUAUCAGAAUUGUCAACCCCUACGCGUUCGUUUUCAGACAGUACUCAACAUGGCUUUAGCCCCGCUGAAAGUAGCGAUGCAUCACCUGCUUCCAAUAAAAGUUUGCCACACGGAGGUGAGCGAUCUGUGACCAUUGAUUACCCAGACACUCUUGAUUUGGUAAUUAGAGAGACAUCCACUAAAAGAUUCCUCUCGCGGCAGGAUGCCAAAGAUCUAGAUGAUCCAGAAACUUCUGUUUGAGUCGUUGUAUGUUAUUCCAGCUCAGCUAUAAUAUGUACUUAGGACAAGUUCAAUGGCUAGUACUCACAAUCAGAUUAAACUGCGAUUGUACAUAUUUAUGGACUAUAGAUAUCAAUCUGUAUCUAAGUAUAAUAUCGAUCCGCCUUGUACAUUUCAUUGUGAAAUAUUAUGUGCCAUUUACAUAAUCUAGAGGUACUUAUUAUAAAGACACAAGUUUGUGUUCUGAUAUGUAGAAGAUAAAGAUAUAUUCUAGAAGCGCGAAUAUCUCGUACAUGAAUGUAUGUACAUACAUUAUUGGAGUACCUGCACAAGUACCUAACGCGGUAUUUGUAUGAAAUAGAAUAAAAAACUUUGGUGCCAGAAGUUGUGAAUUUCCAUUACCUCUGAUUGUCUAACCAGAGAAUGGGUUCACUUCAAAUAUUAAAUACAACCAGACGCGAGCAAUACCAUUUAUGGCUUUGGUAUAUACUCAAAUUGCGAAUUCAAUUCUCAUCAUCUAUGUCAAUUCAAUCCAUUCCAAAAUAUUAUUUGUCUAUCGACUGUUCACGGUCCCUAAUAUUCGUGCACAAUAAUCAAUCAGCAGGCAGAGUCUGGAUUAUUCUGAUGGGUUUUAUGGUAUCCAUCACUUGUUUAAUGUAAAUUACACCUGGGGUAUUCAGGUUUCAGGCAAUUUACCAACUUAUUACACCUACACUAACAAUAAGUAUACGACACAAGUAGUUAGAAUUACGCAUACUUUCACAUACGCAUGAUAAAUACUAUUGUAAAAUGUUGGCUGUGAUUGCCGGUUGCUAGUUUUGCAUUUAUCGAUUUAUGGAUGAAAAAAAAUAAAAAAAUAUUCGCGAACAAGUCCAUCGAUUCAAUGCCGAUGUCGAUUUUGCUCAUUGACAAUAUUCAAUCAAUGCCCAACUACGAUAGCGUCAAGAGUAUGAAAUAGUAAUGCCAAUUUUCAAAUGACUAUGAAUAACGUUAAUUCUUCUGAUUUCUACGAACAGCUUGCAUAUUGUUAUCUUUUAGAAAAUCGCCUUCAAGUACUUAUUACUUUUUUUUAGCGUUUACCUACAACUCCAUUAAUCCUCCGUUCAUUAUUUUCAUUUCAGCGUAAGAUAUCGCAGAGAAAUGUGAUGAGAACUCGAUUUUUAAUUUAUACAAGUCCAUAAAUAAUUGAAAGCAAUAAAGGUUUUUAAUUUCAAAGCUUAAUGGAGAACAGGGUGUACUUUUGAUUUUUUUAUCGCAGUUGUACCUUUAAAAUGACUUCACAGUAAUUCAAUCUUAUUAUGAAUUUUGUAUACACGAUGACUAUGAUAUUAUCAUUAAAUUGACAGAGCAAAUUAUACCGGCAAAAUCAUGAUAUCAUCAGAAAUGGUUAUGGAGAGAUUAUUUUAUUAUAGUGUAUAUUUGUGUGCCUUAAAUAAAACGUUGUUUUAUUACAA